AUGGAGCUCAAAACUCCAUCCAACAAUGGCCAAAGCUCAAACCCUGAACCAAAACUCGAGCCCCCCAACCCUAGCAAUGGCGAAACCCACAAAACCGAUGAAUCCCAUAUCUUCUUUGAAGACAUUGAUAGCACUUGUUCCACUCCGUAUGUUAGUGCACCUUCAAGCCCUGGCCGCAGUGGACCCGUUAGUGGGUUCUUCUACAGUGCUCCAGCUAGCCCAAUGCACUUUGCUUUGACCUCAAAGUCAAGCUCUUUCGCUUCGCCUCAGGGGUCUUCUUCUUCGUUUGACAACACCUCUGUUUCUCUGGGUUUUGAGUUUGAGUUCUCUGCAAGGUUUGGCUCAAGUGGCUCUGGCCAAACAGGGCCUAUGAGCUCAGCUGACGAGCUCUUCUUGAAUGGGAAGAUCAGACCCAUGAAGCUCUCGACCCACCUGGAAAAGCCUCAAGCUUUAGCUCCAUUGCUGGAUCUUGAGUCAGAAAACGAGGAGCAUGAAGCAGAGCUUAAGUUUGAGCCUGUGAGAGGCAGAGAUCUGAGAUUCCGGGACAAGUCUCUGCGUAGAAGAACAAGAUCUAUGUCCCCUCUAAGAAAUGUCCCUUUUGAGUGGGCUCAAAGCGAGAUUGAAACUGAUGAAAAAGGCUGUUCCUUUGUUCAAGAUCUGAAAGGGGGUGGCUUGAAAGAGAGCAAAAAUGAAGGAGAAGAAGAAGAAGAGGAAGAAGUGGAGAGCACAACUACUACACCUUCAGUUUCAGCUUCAACUUCAAGGUCAUCAUCAGCUGGUAGGAACUCAAAAAGAUGGAUUUUUCUGAAAGAUUUUCUUCAUAGAAGUAAAAGUGAAGGCAGAAGCAACCACAAGUUUUGGUCUUCAAUAUCGUUCUCCACUACAAAAGAAAAGAAGCCCAUGAAACAGAGUGCUCAAACUCAGGGCUCUGUUUCAAAAGAUCCCAAAUUUAGCAACCCCUUGAAUUUGAGCUCAGAGGCCCAAAAAUCCAAGGGAAGUGGGUCCGGCGGUUCAGGGAAGAAGCCGGUGGCCGGAAAACCCACCAACGGCGUCGGGAAACGGCGGAUGCCGCCGUCUCUCCAUGAGCUGCAUUACACUGCUAAUAGGGCUCAGGCUGAGGAAAUGAGGAAAAAGACUUACUUGCCCUACAGGCAAGGGUUGCUUGGUUGCUUGGGAUUUAGUUCAAAAGGAUAUGGAGCUGCUAUGAGCAAUGGGUUUGCUAGAGCGUUGAACCCAGUUUCUUCAAGGCUAGCUCUUUGGAUCCAUCUCUUUUCUUCUGAAAAAGAGAAGCUGCAGCCUUGUCUGUAUUUUGAUGGGUAUGAUGCAAAUUAUGGGAUAAAUUCUUUUAUUCCCAUCUAG
Prunus armeniaca (apricot) is the source of this 1359-nucleotide messenger RNA. The record is from the annotation of a GenBank genome assembly. NCBI's taxonomy places the organism in Eukaryota, Viridiplantae, Streptophyta, Magnoliopsida, Rosales, Rosaceae.